UCCCCGAGAGCAUUACUUAAAACUGCAAUCUACAAUGCGUUAGAUAUGCCAUACUGUGUGAUACAGGUAGAUGUUGACUGACGGUGGCGCAACCUUAUAGUGUACAUAAUGGAGUGAAAAUCUAUCGAAGAAUGAGCAGUGUCCCUCCCAACGCGCGCACAGAGAAAAAAAUGGACCCAGUUAACCGUUUGCACAGGAUGGAUCAGGUGUAAGGAGUCUCUUGAAUUUUGAAUGGUGGGUCUUAGAGUGGAAUAUCAGACAACGAUGAACCAAGCCUUCUUCAUCAGUCUCCUUUUCAUCAGCACGGGGGCCUCCCACGGCUUGGCCUCUACAACGCAAGGUUUCCAGACUCAUACUCUGCCACGUCUGACCGGGUGCUUCUCACGUGAGUUAAUGACUUUCCGAUGCCGCUGGGAUGCUGGAACAUUCCAAAAUUACACAAGACCAGGGGAGCUACAGCUGUUCUACAUGCUAACCAAGGAUUCCAUAUGGCAUGAAUGCCCAAGCUACAAUGCUAAUGGAGAAAACGAGUGCUAUUUCGACCAAAGUCAUACAAUUAUUUGGUAUUCUUAUGGCAUCCAACUUCGCUCAAGAUCCCACAACAUAACUCAUGACGAACUUUACUUUAAUGUGGAAAACAUUGUCUACCCAGACCCUCCUGUGGGGCUGAACUGGACUUUACUGACUGUUGGCCAGACUGGGUUGCUUUUUGAUGUUAUGGUGAGCUGGAAUCCCCCAGUGUCUGCUGCAGACAAUGUGAAGAUGGGCUGGAUGUCACUUGUAUAUGAGACUGAAUACAGGGAGAAGAACGGAGUCAAAUGGAACUCAAUCGACAGCGGGAGAAGUACCAAGGCGUACAUUUACGCCCUUCACUCAAACACGGAAUAUGAGAUCAGAGUCAGAUGUGGAAUGGACGGCUUCAACUUCGGCAACUUCAGCGACUCCAUCUUCAUCAAGAUCCCUUCCAAAGAGUCCAGUAUUCCUUUUGCUGCCGUGUUAAGCAUUGCUGUGAUUGGUAUUGCACUCAUCGUAAUGCUGAUCGUUGUUUCAAGGCAGCAGAAACUGUAUGUGGUUUUCCUGCCUCCUGUUCCUGGCCCCAAAAUCAAGGGAAUUGACCCAGAGUGCCUACAGAAGGGCAAGUUGACUGAACUGACUUCCAUUCUGGCAACCCACCCCGACCUGCGUCCUGAGCUAUACGGUAGCGAUCCUUGGGUGGAAUUUAUCGAGGUGGAUAUCGAGGAGCCAAACGAGGGAAUUGAGGACUUUCACGAACACCUCCUUGUGGCCGACUCCCCUACGUCCGGCACCUCUCACAUCUCCAGCGGUUUCCGUGACGAUGACUCCGGGAGAGCCAGCUGCUGUGAUCCGGAUCUUCACGACCCUUACCAGACAGACCUGCCUCACAGCACGGUCGCCGGCAGCAACUGUUUUGAGACUUCUGCUCCUGCUUCCUCAGAGACAACCAUGCAGCCUGCAGUUCCCGCUGUUCAGGAAACUCCCUGGGCGAGCAGGGGUCUCUAUUCCCAAGUAAACGAUGUUACUAUUUCGGGCGAGAUUGUCCUGUCAUCGGAUGAGCAAAGCAAGGGUGACGAAGCCAUCGGUAAAGAUCAAGCCCUGAGGAAUAAGGACAACAUUAAAGCAAAAGCACAACAGCUGUCGGUAGUAACCGCCGACGGAGGAGACUACACCUCAGAGUUCGAUAUCAGUAAGAUCAACACCCAGCAUGCUUCAGAGUGUUCCAGUGAAGCUAAUGUAAGGGAAUGUGAUCAGCCACAUGAGGGGUACCACAACACUCUCUCGGAAACCAGUGUACUGCCUAGCCAUUCAGGAUUACAGUCACAUGCGAUGCCUCCCAGUCCUGAAUAUACUAUGGUGGAUGGAGUUGACUAUCAAAACAGCCUACUUCUAAAACCAAAUACUCCGGUGGCAACCCGUCCUAGCUCGGUCAAGACAUUGCCCAUUCCCCAGGGAUACUUGACUCCUGAUUUAUUGGAGAGCGUUGCUCCCUAACUGCGUAACAGUGUUGAGGUCAGAGGUCUAGUAGUGUAGGAGGAUAUGGGGACAAGAAUGUGUUUGCUCUCUGAGAAGACAUUUGACACUGUUAGCCAACAGUGCAACAGGAGAUGUGUGCCAGAAGCACAGGCCAAAGACAUACAAACUAGGCCUUUUCAGUCCUUAUGGGGUGUCCCUGAUUACAGAGACCUGUCAUUCAACUAAUGUGCUAGUGUAUGACUAUUAAAAAAGGCAUGAAAAAAGGCAAACCACAAAAUACAACUUGUGCUUAAUGUAUAUAUUUCAAAGUAUUUUUGAAGAAUGCAAUAUGUCAAUAAAUAGUUAUACACACUGUUAAUAAUUCAUGUACCUUGUUCUCACACUUCAGAUUAGGCAGCUGUCCCUGAUUUGAACUAAAUAUCAUAUUGCUGUAGUGAACAACACUGUUUACAAAAGAAGAUUGCUUUUGUCCUUACUAUUUGUCUCUUAGUUUGUUUUUGUUUUUCACUCUAUUGUAUUACAGUGUAACAUCUGUAUUGGUCUAACAUCUGACCUCAUUAUCAGUACAUGAAUCUUUACUGUGAAUAACUCCAUGUACAUUUUUUCCUUCGAUACUAAGCUGUUACCAAGAUAUUUUCUAGACAGUUGACAGUAAGGUAAUUAACCUGCAUUCUAAACAGUGUGUUUGAACGUGCUCCUGUUGUAUUAUGAAUGGAUAUCAGCGGUAAUAAAGUGUGAACAAUGAAUAUUAA
Molecule: messenger RNA, 2744 nt
Organism: Chanos chanos (milkfish)
Lineage: Eukaryota; Metazoa; Chordata; Actinopteri; Gonorynchiformes; Chanidae
Gene: ghrb
Product: growth hormone receptor b
Exons: 9
Coding region: 232-2010 (592 amino acids)
Biological process (GO): cytokine-mediated signaling pathway
Cellular component (GO): external side of plasma membrane
Molecular function (GO): cytokine receptor activity; protein binding
Source: RefSeq, a predicted model, not a curated record